CAGUGAUUUCACCCACAACCAAAAAAAGAAAGACAUAAAGGCAGACAAAAUAUACAUAGUUCUCAGUGCUAUUAUCAUCAGCACUCUGUAUCGAAGUCAUGGUUCAUGGGAAGAAGUUGGCCAAGGAGACGCUGCUGCCUUCUGUGCUGGAGGACGAUGACGCAGAAACAGAAAGUGAGAAGCUGCAGCUGGGGGAGCGAAGAGCGAGCUGGACAGAGGUCGACGUGCGUGGGCCAAAGGACCAAUGCUCAAGCCCUGAUGGGAAUGUGCUAGACAGAGGUGAAAGAGAGGGUGAAGAGGAAGAGGAAGAGGAGGAGGAGGAAGAAGAAGAGAAUGAAGAGGUGGGAGGAGAAGAGUGUGUGAUCUCAGAUGAGGACUACGACACAGAUUUGGAGCUCGGAGGUAAAGAGGAGGCAUAUGACCCGACAGGGCAGACGUGCUACAUGGAGGCGUGUGAAAUGUUAGAGGUGGUACCUGCCUCUUACUUCGUGCGGCACAUAAAAGACAGUGAGCUGACCAUGACGCAUCGUGGGCUCGGGCCUCAGGGCACCAAAGCACUGGCGGUUCCCCUGGUAACCAACACUUCAAUACUGAGGCUGAACCUGCGAGAUAAUUGGAUGGAAGGAAUGGGCGGAGCUGCCAUAGCCGAGAUGUUAAAGGAAAAUUGUUACAUUACAGAUGUGGAUCUAGCCGACAACAGUCUCGGGGAUUAUGGGGCCAGAGCCAUUGCUGAUAUGCUUAAGGAGAACAGCACCCUGGUGAGCCUCAACCUGUCAGGAAACCGUUUCACAGACCGGUCUGCCGAACACCUCGGCCCAGCUCUCAUCACCAACACCAAGCUACAGCACCUCGACAUCAGCCACAAUGCUCUGAGAGAGCGUGCAGGGCAAACCCUCGGAGACUCUCUAUCAGAGAACACAGGGCUGAGAUCACUAAGUCUGGCAUGGAACUGCAUUCGAGGAAGAGGAGCUGUGAUGUUGGCCAAUGGCCUCGGGGGAAACAUUUCCCUUAGAACAGUGGAUCUGUCAUAUAAUGGCUUUGGUAAAGAAGGAGCCAUGGCUCUAGGACAGGCUCUGAAAGAGAACAACGUUUUGGAGGAGCUGAAUGUGAGUAACAACCGAAUACCCCCUGAAGGAGCCAUCCACCUCGCCGUGGGCCUCAAAGUAAACAAGACAAUCAAAUCCCUGAAUAUGGGUAGGAACCCCAUCCAGAAUGCAGGGUGCUAUGGCAUCCUCAAGUCUUUACAGGAAAACCCAGAUUCAGCCUUGGAAGCACUAGACUUUGCUGGCAUCACAGUGAACCAGGACUUUGAAGACUUGUAUAACACAGUGAAAGAAAUAUUCCCUGCGCUUACAAUAAAUCAUGGGGGCAGAAUUGGCACAUUCAGGAAAGCAAAAGCUUGAAAAGUGUUACCGUAAUUGCUGUACUUUUAUGCCAGAAAAGAUGGAAGGAGUCUUGUCAAAGCCCUGUGGACAUUUUCAUCAACAGAUGAACCAAAGGAUGGAUGCCUGCGAGGAUGUCAUUUUUAAAAAGCUUUCUUUCUUUAAAAAGACCCAUGGGAGCAUAUCUUUCUGAAUAAAAUGUAUUUAGAAUAAGUAAAUACUUGUUAAAUACCCAAUCAAAUGAA
Toxotes jaculatrix (banded archerfish) is the source of this 1627-nucleotide messenger RNA. It is a transcript of the gene lrrc74b, whose product is annotated as leucine rich repeat containing 74B. The transcript is spliced from 10 exons. The coding region runs from base 99 to 1403 and encodes 434 amino acids. Gene Ontology annotation, molecular function: protein binding. NCBI's taxonomy places the organism in Eukaryota, Metazoa, Chordata, Actinopteri, Toxotidae. The record is from RefSeq and is a predicted model, not a curated record.